This is a messenger RNA of Sander lucioperca (pikeperch), 7857 nucleotides long. RefSeq names its product scavenger receptor cysteine-rich type 1 protein M160-like. NCBI's taxonomy places the organism in Eukaryota, Metazoa, Chordata, Actinopteri, Perciformes, Percidae. The transcript is spliced from 25 exons. Gene Ontology annotation, cellular component: membrane. Bases 4 to 7272 code for a protein of 2422 amino acids. The record is from RefSeq and is a predicted model, not a curated record.
AAGAUGAGUUCUGUUGUUAAUGAUGUCUGGUGUCUUUUCUCUCUCUCUAUUGUAUCUUCUAUCAUCUCUCCAGACUCUGUCAGGCUGGUGAAUGGGACCAGUCUGUGCUCAGGCAGACUGGAGGUGAAGACUAACCAGUCUAUCCAGCGCUGGUCUUCAGUGUGUGAAGAUGACUUUGACCAGCAGGAUGCAGAGGUGGUCUGUAGGGAGCUUGGCUGUGGGGCUCCUUCAGUCCUCCAGGGGGCGCUCUAUGGAGAAGUGGAGCCUCCAAUGAGGACCAAAGAGUUCCAGUGUGGAGGCAAUGAGUCUGCUCUCCUGGACUGUAGAAGCUCAGGCUCAGAUAGAAACACCUGCUCACCUGGAAAAGCUGUUGGACUCACCUGCUCAGAGCCUGAUGCUGUCAGGUUGGUGGGAGGAGCCAGUCGCUGUGCAGGAACACUGGAGGUGAAACAUGAAGGAGAAUGGAGACCAGUGAGAUACAAUAACUCUGGCUGGACCCUGAAGACAGCAGCUGCUGCCUGCAGAGAGUUAGACUGUGGCUCUGCUGUUUCUGUAGAGAGAGAAGAGUCCUCAGUCAGAUCUGUGUGGAGGAUCAGGUCUGACUGUGUUGAGUCUGGAUCUGCUCUGAGGGAGUGUGCUGAAUCAGAUUCCUCUUCCUCCUUCCUUAAUAUCACCUGCUCAGACUCUGUCAGGCUGGUGAAUGGGACCAGUCUGUGCUCAGGCAGACUGGAGGUGAAGACUAACCAGUCUAUCCAGCGCUGGUCUUCAGUGUGUGAAGAUGACUUUGACCAGCAGGAUGCAGAGGUGGUCUGUAGGGAGCUUGGCUGUGGGGCUCCUUCAGUCCUCCAGGGGGCGCUCUAUGGAGAAGUGGAGCCUCCAAUGAGGACCAAAGAGUUCCAGUGUGGAGGCCAUGAGUCUGCUCUCCUGGACUGUAGAAGCUCAGGCUCAGAUAGAAACACCUGCUCACCUGGAAAAGCUGUUGGACUCACCUGCUCAGAGCCUGUCAGGUUGGUGGGAGCAGCCAGUCGCUGUGCAGGAACACUGGAGGUGAAACAUGACGGAGAAUGGAGACCAGUGAGUUACUACUCUGGCUGGACCCUGAAGACAGCAGCUGCUUUCUGCAGAGAGUCAGACUGUGGCUCUGCUGUUUCUGUAGAGAGAGAAGAGUCCUCAUACAGAUCUGUGUGGUGGAUCAGGUCUGACUGUGGUGAGUCUGGAUCUGCUCUGAGGGAGUGUGCUGAAUCAGCUUCCUCUUCCUCCUUCCUUCAUCUCACCUGCUCAGACUCUGUCAGGCUGGUGAAUGGGACCAGUCUGUGCUCAGGCAGACUGGAGGUGAAGACUAACCAGUCUAUCCAGCGCUGGUCUUCAGUGUGUGAAGAUGACUUUGACCAGCAGGAUGCAGAGGUGGUCUGUAGGGAGCUUGGCUGUGGGGCUCCUUCAGUCCUCCAGGGGGCGCUCUAUGGAGAAGUGGAGCCUCCAAUGAGGACUAAAGAGUUCCAGUGUGGAGGCCAUGAGUCUGCUCUCCUGGACUGUAGAAGCUCAGGCUCAGAUAGAAACACCUGCUCACCUGGAAAAGCUGUUGGACUCACCUGCUCAGAGCCUGAUGCUGUCAGGUUGGUGGGAGGAGCCAGUCGCUGUGCAGGAACACUGGAGGUGAAACAUAACGGAGAAUGGAGACAAGUGAUUGGUUACCCUGUCUCGACCCUGAAGACAGCAGCUGCUGCCUGCAGAGAGUUAGACUGUGGCUCUGCUGUUUCUGUAGUAGAGAGAGAAGAGUCCUCACGCAGAUCUGUGUGGAGGAUCAGGUCUGACUGUGUUGAGUCUAGAUUUGCUCUGAGGGAGUGUGCUGAAUCAGAUUACUCUUCCUCCUUCCUUCAUCUCACCUGCUCAGACUCUGUCAGGCUGGUGAAUGGGACCAGUCUGUGCUCAGGCAGACUGGAGGUGAAGACUAACCAGUCUAUCCAGCGCUGGUCUUCAGUGUGUGAAGAUGACUUUGACCAGCAGGAUGCAGAGGUGGUCUGUAGGGAGCUUGGCUGUGGGGCUCCUUCAGUCCUCCAGGGGGCGCUCUAUGGAGAAGUGGAGCCUCAAGUGAGGACCAAAGAGUUCCAGUGUGGAGGCCAUGAGUCUGCUCUCCUGGACUGUAGAAGCUCAGGCUCAGAUAGAAACACCUGCUCACCUGGAAAAGCUGUUGGACUCACCUGCUCAGAGCCUGAUGCUGUCAGGUUGGUGGGAGGAGCCAGUCGCUGUGCAGGAACACUGGAGGUGAAACAUAACGGAGAAUGGAGACCAGUGAGUUACUAUUUCUCUGUCUGGAGCCUGAAGAGAGCAGCUGCUGCCUGCAGAGAGUCAGACUGUGGCUCUGCUGUUUCUGUAGAGAGAGAAGAGUCCUCAGACAGAUCUGUGUGGUUUAUCAGCUCUGUCUGUGUUGAGUCUGGAUCUGCUCUGAGGGAGUGUGCUGAAUCAGCUUCCUCUUCCUCCUUCCUUCAUCUCACCUGCUCAGACUCUGUCAGGCUGGUGAAUGGGACCAGUCUGUGCUCAGGCAGACUGGAGGUGAAGACUAACCAGUCUAUCCAGCGCUGGUCUUCAGUGUGUGAAGAUGACUUUGACCAGCAGGAUGCAGAGGUGGUCUGUAGGGAGCUUGGCUGUGGGGCUCCUUCAGUCCUCCAGGGGGCGCUCUAUGGAGAAGUGGAGCCUCAAAUGAGGACCAAAGAGUUCCAGUGUGGAGGCCAUGAGUCUGCUCUCCUGGACUGUAGAAGCUCAGGCUCAGAUAGAAACACCUGCUCACCUGGAAAAGCUGUUGGACUCACCUGCUCAGAGUCUGUCAGGUUGGUGGGAGGAGCCAGUCGCUGUGGAGGAUCACUGGAGGUGAAACAUAAAGGAGAAUGGAGACCAGUGGAUGACCCUUUCUCUGGCUGGACCCUUAAGACAGCAGCUGCUGCCUGCAGAGAGUCAGACUGUGGCUCUGCUGUUUCUGUAGUAGAGAGACAAGAGUCCUCAGGCAGAUCUGUGUGGUGGAUCAGGUCUGACUGUGUUGAGUCUGGAUCUGCUCUGAGGGAGUGUGCUGAAUCAGAUUCCUCUUCCUCCUUCCUUCAUCUCACCUGCUCAGACUCUGUCAGGCUGGUGAAUGGGACCAGUCUGUGCUCAGGCAGACUGGAGGUGAAGACUAACCAGUCUAUCCAGCGCUGGUCUUCAGUGUGUGAAGAUGACUUUGACCAGCAGGAUGCAGAGGUGGUCUGUAGGGAGCUUGGCUGUGGGGCUCCUUCAGUCCUCCAGGGGGCGCUCUAUGGAGAAGUGGAGCCUCCAAUGAGGACCAAAGAGUUCCAGUGUGGAGGCCAUGAGUCUGCUCUCCUGGACUGUAGAAGCUCAGGCUCAGAUAGAAACACCUGCUCACCUGGAAAAGCUGUUGGACUCACCUGCUCAGAGUCUGUCAGGUUGGUGGGAGGAGCCAGUCGCUGUGCAGGAACACUGGAGGUGAAACAUAACGGAGAAUGGAGACCAGUGAGUUACUCUGACUGGACCCUGAAGAGAGCAGCUGCUCCCUGCAGAGAGUUAGACUGUGGCUCUGCUGUUUCUGUAGAGAGAGAAGAGUCCUCAUACAGAUCUGUGUGGGAGAUCAGGUCUGACUGUGUUGAGUCUGGAUCUGCUCUGAGGGAGUGUGCUGAAUCAGAUUCCUCUUCCUCCUUCCUUCAUCUCACCUGCUCAGACUCUGUCAGGCUGGUGAAUGGGACCAGUCUGUGCUCAGGCAGACUGGAGGUGAAGACUAACCAGUCUAUCCAGCGCUGGUCUUCAGUGUGUGAAGAUGACUUUGACCAGCAGGAUGCAGAGGUGGUCUGUAGGGAGCUUGGCUGUGGGGCUCCUUCAGUCCUCCAGGGGGCGCUCUAUGGAGAAGUGGAGCCUCCAAUGAGGACCAAAGAGUUCCAGUGUGGAGGCCAUGAGUCUGCUCUCCUGGACUGUAGAAGCUCAGGCUCAGAUAGAAACACCUGCUCACCUGGAAAAGCUGUUGGACUCACCUGCUCAGAGCCUGAUGCUGUCAGGUUGGUGGGAGGAGCCAGUCGCUGUGCAGGAACACUGGAGGUGAAACAUAACGGAGAAUGGAGACCAGUGAGUUACAACUAUAACUCUGACUGGACCCUGAAGAGAGCAGCUGCUGCCUGCAGAGAGUCAGACUGUGGCUCUGCUGUUUCUGUAGAGAGAGAAGAGUCCUCAGACAGAUCUGUGUGGUGGAUCAGGUCUGACUGUGGUGAGUCUGGAUCUGUUCUGAGGGAGUGUGCUGCAUCAGCUUCCUCUUCCUCCUUCCUUCAUCUCACCUGCUCAGACUCUGUCAGGCUGGUGAAUGGGACCAGUCUGUGCUCAGGCAGACUGGAGGUGAACACUAACCAGUCUACCCAGCGCUGGUCCUCAGUGUGUGAAGAUGACUUUGACCAGCAGGAUGCAGAGGUGGUCUGUAGGGAGCUUGGCUGUGGGACUCCUUCAGUCCUCCAGGGGGCGCUCUAUGGAGAAGUGGAGCCUCCAAUGAUGACCAAAGAGUUCCAGUGUGGAGGCCAUGAGUCUGCUCUCAUGGACUGUAGAAGCUCAGGCUCAGAUAGAAACACCUGCUCACCUGGAAAAGCUGUUGGACUCACCUGCUCAGAGCCUGUCAGGUUGGUGGGAGGAGACAGUCGCUGUGCAGGAACACUGGAGGUGAAACAUAAUGGAGAACGGAGACCAGUGAGUUACCGUCACUCUGGCUGGACCCUGAAGACAGCAGCUGCUGCCUGCAGAGAGUCAGACUGUGGCUCUGCUGUUUCUGUAGUAGAGAGAAAAGAGUCGUCAGACAGAUCUAUGUGGUGGAUCAUGUAUGACUGUGUUCAUUCUGGAUCUGCUCUGAGGGAGUGUGCAGCAUCAGCUUCCUCUCACUCCAUCGUGGAUCUUAUCUGUUCAGACUCUGUCAGGCUGGUGAAUGGGACCAGUCUGUGCUCAGGCAGACUGGAGGUGAAGACUAACAAGUCUACGCAGCACUGGUCCUCAGUGUGUGAAGAUGACUUUGACCAGCAGGAUGCAGAGGUGGUCUGUAGGGAGCUUGGCUGUGGGGCUCCUUCAGUCCUCCAGGGGGCGCUCUAUGGAGAAGUGGAGCCUCCAAUGAGGACCAAAGAGUUCCAGUGUGCAGGCCAUGAGUCUGCUCUCCUGGACUGUAGAAGCUCAGGCUCAGAUAGAAACACAUGCUCACCUGGAAAAGCUGUUGGACUCACCUGCUCAGAGUCUGAUGCCCUCAGGUUGGUGGGAGGAGCCAGUCGCUGUGCAGGAUCACUAGAGCUGAAGCAUCACGGAGAAUGGAGACGAGUGAGUUUCUCUUACUGGACCCUGAAGACAGCAGCUGCUGCCUGCAGAGAGUUGGAAUGUGGCUCUGCUGUUUCUUUAGGGGGAAAAGCAUCCUCAGACAGAUCUCUGUUGAGGAUCUGGUCUGACUGUGUUCAGUCUGGAUCUGCUCUGAGGGAAUGUGCAUCACCAGCUUCUUCUCCCUUCAUCGUGGAUCUCACAUGCUCAGACUCUGUCAGGCUGGUGAAUGGGACCAGUCUGUGCUCAGGCAGACUGGAGGUGAAGACUAACCAGUCUACCCAGCACUGGUCCUCAGUGUGUGAAGAUGACUUUGACCAGCAGGAUGCAGAAGUGGUCUGUAGGGAGCUUGGCUGUGGGGCUCCUUCCAUCCUCCAGGGGGCGCUCUAUGGAGAAGUGGAGCCUCCAAUGAGGACCAAAGAGUUCCAGUGUGGAGGCCAUGAGUCUGCUCUCCUGGACUGUAGAAGCUCAGGCUCAGAUAGAAACACCUGCUCACCUGGAAAAGCUGUUGGACUCACCUGCUCAGAGCCUGAUUUUGUCAGGUUGGUGGGAGGAGCCAGUCGCUGUGCAGGAGCACUGGAGGUGAAACAGGGAGAAUGGAGACCAGUCAUUUACAUUGACUCUGACUGGACCCUAAAUACAGCAGCUGCUUUCUGCAGAGAGUUAGACUGUGGCUCUGCUAUUUCUGUAGGAAAGAGAGAAGAGUUCACACGCAGAUCAGUGUGGGGGAUCAGCUCUGUCUGUGUUCAGUCUGGAUCUGUUCUGAGGGAGUGUGUAGAUUCAGCAUCCUUUAAGUCCUUCCUGAAUCUCACCUGCUCAGACUCUGUCAGGCUGGUGAAUGGGACCAGUCUGUGCUCAGGCAGACUGGAGGUGAAGACUAACCAGUCUACCCAGCGCUGGUCCUCAGUGUGUGAAGAUGACUUUGAUCAGCAGGAUGCAGAGGUGGUCUGUAGGGAGCUUGGCUGUGGGGCUCCUUCAGUCCUCCAGGGGGCGCUCUAUGGAGAAGUGGAGGCUCCAAUGAGGACCAAAGAGUUCCAGUGUGGAGGCAAUGAGUCUGCUCUCCUGGACUGUAGAAGCUCAGGCUCAGAUAGAAACACCUGCUCACCUGGAAAAGCUGUUGGACUCACCUGUUCAGAGACUGGUGUGGUCAGGUUGCUGGGAGGAGACAGUCGCUGUGCAGGAACACUAGAGCUAAAACAUAAUAGAGAAUGGAGAGCAGUGAUUGGUUCUGGCUCAACACUGAAGAUAGCAGCUGCUGCCUGCAGAGAGUUGAGCUGUGGCUCUGCUGUUUCUGUAGUAGACAGAGAAGAGUUCUCAGUCAAAUAUGUGUGGAAGAUCUGGUCUGACUGUGUUGAGUCUGGAUCUGCUCUGAGGGAGUGUGCUGCAUCAGAUUUAUCUUCCUUAAUCCCAAAUCUUACCUGCUCAGACCUGCUGCUUCAGCCCAACAUCUCUGUGUCCUCCUCCUUGGACAGGGUGUCCGAGGCCCAGCAGGAGAGAUUCCAGGUGUUCUGGCACUCCGACUUCACCAUCAGCUGCUCCAUCCAGCCACAGUACCCAGGAGGCUCUUUCCAGCUCACCUUCACCUCCUCCCACUCAGCACACAACUCAAUCCAGCCAGCUGUCAAUCACUCUGCCCACUUCCUGUUUCCUGCUGCAGAGCCCGCCCACCAAGGAAGCUACAGCUGUGUUUAUCACCUCUAUGUUUUCUCUCAUAACUUCUCCUCUGAGAGCCAUGUGCUCUCCCUCGGCGUCAUAGAUCCGAGGCCUUUAAUCAUCAGAGCGAUCCUCCUGCCGCUGAUUCUGCUGGUGGUGAACACUUUCCUUUACUUUUACUGUACGGCCAACAGGGGGCAGCUGCCGUGCAGACAGAACAACAUUGAGCCGGAUUAUUAUAACCUGGGUGUUCCUGCAGCUGAAAGGCGGCCGACUGAAGAGGAAGGAGCUCAGGGAGCAGAGUAGCACCUCCAAGGAGCUCAUCUUACAUCCCCACUUGGGAAUUCCUAUUCAUUUACCCUUACAAAACCUUUAAAUUCAUGUAUUGGUCAUCAUUGGUGUCCCCCCACUUGUGUGCAAAAUGCGGGGCCCCUGGGGCCUUUCUGUGAGGAUUUUUUGAAAAGUGGAAAUAUAUUGAAUACUGAAACAUUAUUAUUCUUCCCAGAUGUCCGAACCCUGUUUUAGGGACCCAGUAGGGGUCAUUGACACAGACCCAGGACCACCAGAAUUGGGUCACAUAUUCUACAGAACACCAUAUUUGAUACUGAAAGGUUUCCAGGUCAUUAAAUUCAUUUUAAAAGUUCCACAUCUCAGAUUUUCACUUAAACUUGCCCUUAUGACCUUUAGGGGCAAGAUCUUGGGACAUUUAGCAAGAAUUUUGCAGUUUAGGUCAGGACCCUUGCGAACACCAAACCCAAAAUUUCCAAAUGUCUCAAUAUUAGAGGAGGCUUAAACCCGGAAAUUUGGAAGGCUCUUUUAGUUGUUCUCUCUUAAUAAAUGUACAUCUUUGGGGUCCUUGGCAUGGACCCAAGAACACCAAAACCGGGUCAC